This is a messenger RNA of Penicilliopsis zonata CBS 506.65, 462 nucleotides long. RefSeq lists its product as hypothetical. Gene Ontology annotation, cellular component: membrane. The record is from RefSeq and is a predicted model, not a curated record. The transcript has a single exon. The coding region runs from base 1 to 462 and encodes 153 amino acids. NCBI's taxonomy places the organism in Eukaryota, Fungi, Ascomycota, Eurotiomycetes, Eurotiales, Aspergillaceae.
AUGGAAUCGGCGUCGUCUCGCUGCUCGGAGAACGACGUUGCGGCUCGCGUGCUGACCACCCUGUUCAACGCGGAGCACGUCACCAUCACCACCCGCAAGGAACUCGACGAGAUCGUCCGCCCCUACAGCUGGACGCUGAAUAUCGCCAAGGCCAUCUUCGCAGGACUAGAACAAGCCAUCAAGAAGGGUAUCCAGGCCGGCCCCGCGGUGGCCACUGCGCUCGAGAAAGCGACCGCCGCCGCCGUCGACUUCGCCGCCGAUCAUCCGCUCUAUUGCGCCAUUCUCGCGAUCGGCGUCCUCGUCCUACUCACCCCCUGGGUCAUCGAGAUCCUGGGCUUUGGCGAACUCGGUCCCAUCGAGGGCUCCUUCGCCGCCGCCUGGCAAGCCAGAUACGCCGGCUACGUGCCUAAAAACUCGCUCUUUUCGUACCUGCAGCGCUUGGGCAUGGUUUGGAAACAUUAA